This is a messenger RNA of Megalopta genalis, 2048 nucleotides long. It is a transcript of the gene grp, whose product is annotated as serine/threonine-protein kinase grp. Gene Ontology annotation, molecular function: protein serine/threonine kinase activity; ATP binding. NCBI's taxonomy places the organism in Eukaryota, Metazoa, Arthropoda, Insecta, Hymenoptera, Halictidae. Gene Ontology annotation, cellular component: cytoplasm. Gene Ontology annotation, biological process: intracellular signal transduction; protein phosphorylation. The record is from RefSeq and is a predicted model, not a curated record.
UAGAGUUGUAUAUAGUCACUCGACUCUUGUAUCAUCUCAUACUUUCUCUCCUAACAGUUAUGUUACGUCUGUUAAGAAACGAAUAUUUUAAUCUUUAACUAUUUUACUCGCGAAUACGUUAUUAAGCAGAAUAAUACAAACGAAGUUGUUAACAAAAUUUGAAUUAAGAACGAAAUUGAAAGUAUUUCAUUUCGUCAGAAGAAGCACGAUGGUUUAUCGUAGCUAUUAAAACCACGUGCUCCGGAAGGUCGAUCGUUAUUAUGAAAAAAAGAUUUAACUUGAACUUGCCGUUUUAAAUAACCGGCAGUCGAGGGAGCAUUGAUUAGGGAACAAAGAUUCUUGCCACCAUCGUGGAAAGGUAUGCUGAUACAGGAUGACGGAAUUUGUGGAAGGCUGGAUAUUUGGACACACUUUAGGGGAAGGUGCUUAUGGCGAGGUAAAGUUACUUUUAAAUAAAACUACCGGAGAGGCAGUUGCCAUGAAAAUGAUAGAUUUAGGCAAGCACUCGGAUGCUAGACAGACAGUCCGCAAAGAAAGUGCUAUUCACCGUUCAUUAUCUAACCCCAACAUUAUACAAUAUUUUGGAAAGCGUAGCGAACCAAAUAUGGAAUAUAUAUUUUUAGAAUAUGCUUCUGGUGGAGAACUUUUUGAUAGAAUUGAUCCUGAUAUUGGUAUGCCAGCGUGGGAAGCACAGAAGUAUUUUAGACAAUUAAUUUCUGCAGUUGAAUAUUUGCAUAGUAAAGGAAUUGCACACAGAGAUUUGAAGCCAGAAAAUUUGCUAUUGGAUGAAAAUGAUAAUUUAAAAGUCUCUGAUUUUGGCAUGGCAACAAUAUAUAAAUAUCAAGGCAAAGAGCGGUGUCUGGAAAAAAGAUGUGGAACAUUGCCGUAUCUUGCUCCAGAAAUAUUUGUACCACGCUAUUAUGCAGAACCUGCAGAUAUAUGGUCAUGUGGUAUAAUUCUUGUCACUUUGUUAACUGGAGAACUGCCUUGGGCUCAGUCCUCGGCAGAUUGUCAAGAAUAUAUGGCAUGGAAAGAAGGAAAAUAUAUGUCUCUCACACCAUGGAGAAAGUUAGAUACUUCUUCGUUGUCUCUGAUUAGAAAUGUUCUUAUGCAUCUGCCAUCAUCCAGAUAUACCAUCAGAGAUAUUAAGCAACACAGAUGGUUCGUCAAAAUUAUACAAGAAGAGGGAUAUAUUCGCCCUGACGAAACGGACUCAACACAAAUGUUAAAAGAUGAGAACUUGAGAUUCUGUUUGUCCCAGCCUGAAUUACCUAGGGUACAAAAUAAUGUUGUAGAAAUCAAUUUAGAAGAACAACCAGGAUUUUCAUUCUCGCAACCUGCUCAUAUAGAAGACUUAUUAGUAUGCACUCAAGUACAAAAUAAGCAACUUACACAAGCAAGCCAGCAAAAUACUUAUCAACGCCUGGUGCGAAGAAUGACCAGAUUUUUCGUUACAACGCCGUUAGAAACAACCGUAAACAGAUUAAUGAAUUGCUUGAACAAUGAAAGUUAUACCUGUCGUAUCAACGAUUGUCGCACAAUUACCAUAUCAAGUAAAGAUAGAAGAACAAUGCCUCUUGUUUUCAAAGCUAAUAUUGUUGAAAUGGAUGGAAAGAUACUAGUUGAUUUCAGAUUAUCUAAAGGUUGUGGUUUGGAGUUUAAACGAAAAUUUAUGAAAAUUAAGGCUCUAUUGGACGAUAUAAUAUUGAAAGGUCCUGUGACGUGGCCGAUUGCUGUUGCAACCGAAUCUAUACCUUAAUUUUAAGACUAUUGGAUGAUAUAGUAUUGAAAGGUCCUGUGACGUGGCUGAUUGCUGUUGCAACCGAAUCUAUACCUUAAUUACAAGACUCUAUUGGAUGAUAUAGUAUUGAAAGGUCCUGUGAUGUGACCGAUUGUUGCAACCGAAUGUAUACCUUGAUUACAAGAUUCUAUUUGACGAUAUAGUAUUGAAAGGUCCUGUGACGUGGCCGAUUACUGUUGCAACUGAAUGUAUACCUUGAUUACAAUGUACAAAAUCCAAUUUAAAUAAAUCAUUUUAUAUUCUUUUA